Molecule: messenger RNA, 3690 nt
Organism: Fusarium keratoplasticum
Lineage: Eukaryota; Fungi; Ascomycota; Sordariomycetes; Hypocreales; Nectriaceae
Exons: 3
Coding region: 1-3690 (1229 amino acids)
Source: RefSeq, a predicted model, not a curated record
AUGGCAACAGAGGCUGCCGUUGACAAAGCUGCCGAUGCCACUGCCUCCCAGUCUCAGCCUGCGCCCGACGCUCAAUAUGUCGACUCCGUCCGCUCGAAUUUGAAUGGCAGUGCCGGCAACGAUGACAUCGAGAACAAACACAUCACGAGCGUUGAGGAUCAGCUCAAUUCCGCCGAUGCUAGCGCCAGUGGAGGUUCCGAUACAGAGGCAUCAAAGGCCGAUGGCGCCAAGAGCAAGGAUGGCGACAAGGGACACGGCCGCACAGGCUCAUCCGUCAAGAAACCAGCUACCUUCAAGGCCGUCUCCGUCAAUAAGACCUUUCUCGCAGCAAAGGCAAACGCCAGCAGCGCCUCGGCAAAGACCGCCGACAAACCACCACCCAGCUCCAGCACUCCUCCCACCGGCUCCGCGACCUUGUCUUCCUCGAGACCUCGACUCAUAGCAAAGACUGGCAGCAGCACUCGCGACUCCUCCCCUCGAUUUUCUGGCGCAAAUGGAGGCAAGCCGGGUGGUGCGCCUGAUGCGAGCGCAGUUUGGAACAAGAACCGACCUGCCCCUACUCCCGAGCCUAAAAAGCUCACGGAUGAGGAACUGAAAAAGUAUGGAAUUCACAUGGCUAGUCGUUUGAACGAGGAUGAUGCCCAGGGACAGAACAAGUGGGCCGAUAUCGACGACGACGAUGAUGACUGGGCUCCUGAAGCUAUUACGUGGGGAGACGGUACAAAGACAACUCUCCCUCAUCCAGACGAACACCCGCCUCCGAGCUCCGACAAUGGUUCAGUCGCAUCCAAGGGUAAGGGCCUUGAUAAACCCAGGUCUCCUGCUCCGCCCGUUUCUAUCAGCUCGCCUCUGGUGAAAUCGAGCAAUCUGGCGCAGGGCAAGGGUUUGGUCUUGAAGAGUGGCUCCCAGGACAAGCCAAGUCUCGUUGCCAAACCUCCAGCACCUCCAGCUCCCAUCAAGUCCCCUUGGGCUACUCUCCCUCCAGUGGAAAAGGCAUCCCCUAUUGCGGAACAGGCGCAGCUUGCUCGGCCAGGGCAUCCAUCGCACUUCAAGGGCAUGACUCCGCCUCCACCCAAGGAGAUUGCAGCCGACGACUUUAACCGGUCUGCUUGGAGAGAUGGCUCAUCACACGGUAAUAGGGAACUCUACAACUCCCAUUCUGGGCGAUACGAGCCAGUACUGGACAACCGUCGUGGUUCGUUCAGAAUGGAUCAGCACCCAAAGCAUCCUUCCUUGCUGCAACGACCACCUCCAUCCGACUAUCCGGCAGAACCAUCCGGUGCAUUCCAAACCAAUAGGGUUUCACAGGAUGCGCCUUUCGGCAGGCGGCGGGGAUCGUCCAACGUCAGCGGUGGAAGCGGUUCCUUCAUGCAGCGCAUGAACAAGGGAAAUGAAGGCUCUAUGCCGCCCCCUGAGCUUCUCGGCACUCGAAGGACGUCGUUCGCGGGCUCUAUCGACAGUCCCGUCUCGCCAAACCUUUCGGUAUCAGCGCAUGGCCCAUCUCGAGGACCACAUCAGCCAGGCUGGAUUCCACGCGCUUCACCUCGCGCUGCCUUUGCGGCACCUCACCAAGCUGGUCCUCCACCGGAGCCAGUCGCUGGACCACCUCCACCACUUCAGCCAGUGGUUGACGAGGUCGAGUACCAAAAGAAGCUCAUGCGGGAACGUGUUGAAUUGGCUAGGAAACGGCGUCAAGAAGAGGAAGCCCGCGAAGAAGCUGAACGGAGGGAGCGCAUCCAGAAGAAGCUUGAUGCAAUGGGACCUGCCCCUGAGAAGAAGACGGAUAAGAAGGAGAUGCCGCCAAAGUCAGAGGAUGCAUCGCAGCCUACCCAUAUUCAACAGCGCGAAUCGAAUGCGCCAGCGAGUGAAUCCCCUGUACAAUCCCAACACGAGGCCGAUAAGUCGGCAGCCGCUCCACCAGCCCGACAUCUCGCACCAGAGCCAGAUGCCAAGGCAGGACCUCCUAACUCGGCCCAUGCCUCGGCACCGGCCGCUAGACGUGUAUCUCAUAGCCAGGAAGCCAAGCCUGCCGAUCUCUGGGGAGCAGCUGCAGCCACCCGACAGGAACGGGUCGCCUCAACCUGGGGCGCGGGAUCUCAGCCACCAUCUCGAAAUGUCUGGGGCUCCCCUAAUAAUGACCGGGGUCUCGGCAACGGCACCUUCAAUACCGAUCUGGGACGCCUACCUACCGAUAACCGUGCUGGCUCUCAAGGAGGUAAAGGACCCUCUCCCAUCGCUCCUCCAAGCAUUGCGCGACAGCCUUCUCAAGGGCGAUCUCACCCUCCAGCGCCUAUUGGAUCCGUGCCUCCACGAUAUGGUCCCCCUGGCGCACACGCUGCACCUGCCUCGGAUGUUACUAGCAAAUGGGUUGCUGCAGUCAGUGAGAACGACAAGAAGAUGAGCGCUGCGCGACUAGCCCAGAGAACGGAACAUGAACGCCAACUUGCCGAGCGUGGUUUAACCAUCGAGGAUGCUCAACCUACCAUCAAGGAGACAUGGCGUCAAGUUCAUGCUCCUGGUGACGGUACUCGACGACCAGUCGGGCCACAUGGACAGGCUGAACCUCAGCACCCAGCUGGCCCUUGGAGGGCGCCUGGAGAGGAGAUGAAGGCUGCGCCAUCAAGGGAGGACCCUCCCCCGCCUGCCAAUGCUGGAGUGAUUGGAGCUGGUGGCAGUUCGAUCCUGCCCCCGACGGGCAAAGGAGCAGCAUCACAAGCGCGCACAUCACGAUUCUUCCCUAUGAAGGAUGCUCGUGACUCGAGCCAGGCUGAGCCAUCAAGAACCAAGUCACCCACUCCGCCACCACCCACAAUGGAGGGACAUCCUGCCUACGAAGGAGACGUGAUGCGACCUCACGUUUCUCUCCCUAAGCCCCAUCCUGUUGUGAAGCUACCUCCGGCCAUGGCGCCAUCUCACGCGCCUCCAGUCCGCCCGCAGUUCGGUUGGGCUAACCCGCCACCGUUCAAGGAUCCCACCCGAGCUCCCUUGAGCCCCCAUCGGGCCCCUCUUACAGCCGGCGAGGCAACGCAGGAGGUGUGGCAGAACCGCAUCAACAGUCUCCUCAACGGCGCAAAGUCCCCACCCCAGAGAUCAAUUGGCGUGGAUCCGGCUAGUAAGAGUGCUUUGGACUAUGUUACCCAUUCUGACUCUGCUACUGUGUCUCUCCCUGGGGUCAGCGCUCCGCCACAGACGGGCAGAGGCCGUUCAUCACCAUUCACCAAGCCCAUGGCCGAGGAAUGCUUUGAGGAACAGGAGAUGGGCUCCCUACCUCAGAUCAGACUGCCACACAAGGCGCCCGAGGCGGCAUGGCAACCAGCCCUGGCUCAGAACAAGCCCUUGCCCAAGAAAUUUGCUGUUCAUUCAGCGGUAAUGGAGCCUUACUACUUCCCCGCCGACGUGGUUGGCGGCGGCAAUGCCAUGAAGAUUCACUUCCCUGGCAUGACUGAGCCCAGAAUCGUCACUAUCCCCUUCUCUGCCACCCGAGGCGGUCGAGGCUCUCACAGGCAGUCUGGCCCUAGACAUCGGGGCUCUGGCCACGAACGACGAGGAGGCAAGCGAGACGUGUCGAGCUCGCGUGGCGAACACCCUACAUCCUCUGGCCGAGGAGGCCGCGGCGGAUACCGCAGUCGAGGAUCUGAUAACUGGAGCCGAGGCUCUGGCACCCCUGCUUCGUUGUCUGCUUCGGGUUGA